This is a messenger RNA of Saprolegnia parasitica CBS 223.65, 386 nucleotides long. RefSeq lists its product as hypothetical. The coding region runs from base 30 to 386 and encodes 118 amino acids. The record is from RefSeq and is a predicted model, not a curated record. NCBI's taxonomy places the organism in Eukaryota, Oomycota, Saprolegniomycetes, Saprolegniales, Saprolegniaceae. The transcript has a single exon.
GUGGCCCAGCUGCCGUCUCGUCUGCGACGAUGAACGAAGCCACUGUGCGCGAGCUUGUUGCGACCGGAUGGCAUUCCGUGGUAGAGGACGACUCUGUCGCGUGGCAACCGACCGACCCACCGUACUCUGGCUACUCUGGGCCAACGCCCGACGUUCUGCGCAUUGCAGGCGAUCCGCUUGCGCUCUUUUUCCACUUCAUGCCCAAGGAGAUGUGGAAAAACAUAGCGCACGAGGCCAACAACUACUGGCGCGCCACGAUCCAGAUCCACGCUGAAAAGGCCUUCGAGCGCCCUGGCAACAAGAAGACACUGGACGAGAUUGAAAAGUGCUUUGAAAGUAGUAGUCCAGACGUUGCAGUCGCGUCACAGAUGAUCAUAUGUCGAUAG